Molecule: messenger RNA, 4265 nt
Organism: Aedes albopictus (Asian tiger mosquito)
Lineage: Eukaryota; Metazoa; Arthropoda; Insecta; Diptera; Culicidae
Gene: Snx27
Product: sorting nexin-27
Exons: 5
Coding region: 724-2244 (506 amino acids)
Biological process (GO): endocytic recycling; signal transduction; intracellular protein transport
Cellular component (GO): early endosome
Molecular function (GO): protein binding; phosphatidylinositol-3-phosphate binding
Source: RefSeq, a predicted model, not a curated record
GUCGCCGAGCUCGCUCCAAACAAUCUGUCACCUCUCCCGAAACAACUGCUGCGCUGCUGUUGUGCAAAGGUUUCUUUUGUUUCUUGAAUAAUUUUUCCAGGUCAGUCCAUUUACCGUGUCGGAAGCGAAAGAACCAGGAACCUGCGGUGAGUUGAUCGUGUCGCGAAUCGAAAGAACAGUAGUGAUACGCGGGUUUGGUACGGUAGAAUCGGUUUUUGUCAUUCAACAUUCUGUCGCGAUUUGGGGGAGUGAUUCGUGAUCCGAGCGGAGGAAGGUGUCGCCUCACUGCGCGAAAUCUUGGAAGAAAAUCUGGAUCAGCUUUGGCUGCCGUCGUGACGUGCAUCCUGAUGGAAGAGGGAAGCAAAUAAUGCCUGUGUGUGAAUACUAGUUUGCUGUGUGCGUCGUAUUAUUCAUUGCUGCUGACCGGAAUCUAGUAUAAGCAGCAGAAAAAAAAAAAAGGUGCCAGGAGAAAGGAAUAAAAAAUCACCAAUCAAUAACGGGCAAGAGUAAAGAAAAAGUAGUAGUACUCCGUUCGACGAAGCGCUCCCCCUUUUUUGUGUGUGAAGUGAAGUGAAGCAUUGAUGAGUAGUUACAAAUUAUUCUAUCAGUGAUUAUAAAUCUGUUUCUUGCGGAGGUUGAAAAUUGGUACCCUGUGUUCGUUUGGAAGCGCUCUGAAAAGGUGGUGAGGGGGGAGUGCUUGAUUUGGGGACCGAUUUCCCAAGGAUGGCGACCACCGGUGGACCUGGUGCUCCAGCCCGCAACGGUAUUAAGGACGCAAACGGACCCCGGGUGGUGACAAUCCACAAGACGGAAACCGGUUUCGGAUUCAAUGUCCGGGGCCAGGUCAGCGAGGGUGGCCAGUUGCGAUCGAUCAACGGGGAAUUGUACGCCCCGCUGCAGCAUGUCAGUGCCGUAUUGGACAACGGAGCGGCUGAGCUAGCCGGCAUCAAAAAGGGCGACCGGAUUCUGGAAGUGAAUCACGUCAAUGUGGAAGGUGCGACUCACAAGCAAGUAGUUGAUCUCAUCAAAUCAGGCGGAGAUACGUUGACACUAACGGUGAUAUCAGUGACUCAACAGGAAGCAGAGCGUCUCGAACCUACCGAUGAUCCUGGAGGAUAUUCCUACAUAGACUACUCGGAAAAACGCAGCCUACCGAUUAGCAUUCCCGACUACAAUAUCAUCCACCGGGGCAGUGAGCGCUUUGUGGUGUUCAACAUCCACAUGGCCGGGAGGCAGCUGUGCUCCCGACGGUACAGAGAAUUCUCCAAUCUACACCAAGUACUGAAAAAGGAGUUCACGGGCUUCAAUUUCCCCAAACUGCCCGGCAAGUGGCCAUUCCAGCUCAGCGAGCAGCAACUGGACGCACGGCGGCGCGGUUUGGAGCAAUAUCUGGAAAAGGUGUGUGCCGUGCGGGUCAUUGCCGAGAGCGAUGCGGUGCAGGAAUUUCUCACCGAUUCGGAGGACGAUAUCGCGGCCUCCCCGGUGGACAUCAAGAUUAUGCUACCGGACCACAACGUUGUGACCGUGUCGGUACGUAAAUCGGCCAACGCGCAGCUCGUCUGGGAACAAUUGGUACAACGAGCAAGUUUGACCUCGUACACGCAGCAAUAUUUCUACCUGUUUGAGAUUGUCGAGUACAACUUCGAGCGAAAGCUCCAACCGCACGAGAUACCCCAUCAGUUGUACGUUCAGAACUACAGUACGGCAUCGAGCACCUGCCUAUGUGUCCGCCGAUGGUUAUUUUCCAUCGAGCGGGAAAUGACACUGCCCACCGGGGAGCAAGCUGCCAAGUACAUCUUCUACCAGGCCGUGGACGAAGUGAACCGGGGUAACAUCCGGGCCGAAGGCCGUCUCUACGAGCUGAAAGCACUGCAGGACUCGAAGAAGGCCGACGAAUAUUUGUCCCUGGCGAGAACCCUGCCCGGCUACGGAGACAUCGUGUUCCCGCAUUGUGCUUGCGACAGCCGCAAGGAAGGCCACGUUGUGCCGGCUGUCGGUAUGAAGAGCUUCCGGCUGCACGCCUGCCGGGAGGAUGGUGCCCUCGAGGCACAAACCGUGGAAUUGCAAUGGAACACCAUUUCCCGCUGGGAAAGCGACGAGGAAUCGAUGGCAUUUUGCUUCCAAUACAGUAGAUCUGACAAACCGCCGCGAUGGGUGAAGGUCUUUACGCCAUAUCACGCGUUUUUGGCCGAUUGUUUCGAUAGGAUAAUGGAAGAACGAUCCUGGGAUGAUACCGGAGAGUAAUUUACUUGACAGGUAUUCGAUAGUAUAGCUCCAUUCGAGUAAGACAGAGGAGCAGCAUAGCAUAGCAAUUAGACAAAUUAUAUAUCUCCUAUUAUAAUUUAUUGGUAUUGAAAGGUCCUAUUGACAAAACAAGAACAUUGAUCUAGUGCAGGACGUCACAAAAUAGUGAAUAAAACUGGCGCCAUUUUCCGUUGCUCCAAUAUUGAUUUGAGUAUAUUCUAAGUUGGUGCAGUAAACAGUCGACGUAUUAUUGCCAAAACUUUUUCAGAAAAAGUAUAAUUUUCAAACAUCCGAAAGGUUUUGCUUAGUGUUACUAACAUUAACUAUUUUGUAAUAUUUGCGUCCUAACAAGCAAAGUAUAUGUGAUUUUAUCAAUCAAAAAGUAUGCAUAUUAGUUCGUUUUAGUUAAGAUACUUGUGAUUAUUAGUUCGUGUAAGAUAUUCGAAAUUUUAUUGACGUACGUUUGAAUCCCUAUGUGUAAUCAAAUGCCCACCCUUCUCUUGAGUUGAUGGUACUUAGUUUAGUUCCAAUUAUUCCUUCCAUCGACAUGUUCUGCCUAACACGCAGUUUAAUUGCAUUUUAAGAGAAAUCGAACAUCAUAACCCGGUUACAACAGUCUGCAUAAUUGAAUCGUUUGUCAAAGUAACAAUCACUCGAAAUUUUCGAAUCUGCAACACCACUGGUGUCGGAUGCGAUAAUCGUAUUCUGCAGCAAACCGUUCUCGAAUGCAUUUAUCCGAUACUUAGUUUAUUUCGAUUUUUGAAUAGUUUGUAACUCACGAUAAAUCUCAUGUUGAAUAUUGGUUGGAUUGUUAUUUCCACAUCAAAUGCGACUGGCAUGAAACCGAGUUAUAGAGUUCACAUUGUAAACUUUCCUCUUUGCUGCAAAAUUUGUCUACUUUAUCAUUCCACCAUUUGGAAGUAUUGAAAUUACAAUAAAAAUUAUCAGGCACCAGGCAUGCAAUAGUAUUUUAGAGCGCUUCACUCCAAAUUGCAUAACUCCCAGUUUAGAAACUACUGAAAAUGAAAACGACUAGCUUUAAUACUUCAUUGGUUCGAUAACUAUGAUUCAUAACCUGGUAGUUGUUUGAUCCUAUAUUGAUUUUUAAACAUAUAAAUAUUAUUCCCCUGUUUUCAAAUUCGAAUCGUUGUUGAAGAUUCCUUUUCUGGCAGGAUGCUUCUAUUGUUAAGUUAAAAAGAGGAACAACAUGAAUCAUAGUAUUUUAUCAUCACGAUUUCGAUUGAACAGAUUCCUAAAACAAACAGCAAGCCAUCGAUUAAUCCGUAACAUCUAGUCGCCUGCUGAUUCACCGCUAACGUUUUGCUACUAUUCUUUUUUCGACCUCUACGAAAACAAAACGAAAUUUGUACAUACCUGAUUGUUUCUCCUAUCCGAUAAUAGAGAUGUAGUUUCUAUAUGAGCACACCCACGCAUAUGUUGUCUCUAAAACACAGAUAUUGAGCCUCUAAAGAUAAGAAACAGAUUUCAAUUACAACACACAAAAGAAAGCACCUUGUUAUAACACUAUAUCAUCUCACUAUCAAAUGGUAAAGAAAAUUUAUAGAAAGAAAGCUCUAAAAAUAGUUUACAAAAGUCGUGUUAGUAGAUACAAGCAGUAAAACAAGCUAAAACAAAGGAAUGAUCUUUACAAACAUGUGAAAACAAGAGAUCAGUCAUAAAAAGGUUAAAAUUUAUCGAUAUGAAGUAGUUUUAACAGAGCUAAUACCAGAUCCAAUUAAAAAUCUGUAAGAAAUUGAUACUUUGCGGUAUAUUAUCAUAAAAUCGAAGUUAGAACCAUACAAGUGGAAGUUCUGAACAAACUAACUGAACAAGUAAUAUCGGGGGGGAACUGAAUGAAGAAGGCGCGUUAUUGUUAGACACACUGAAAAAGGGUAUAAAGAUCAUAUUCAAUCUAGCAAGAGAAACCAUCACUCAUUUAGGUAUUAUAUUGAAACGCAUACAGCAAAGUGAUUAUUAAUAAAAACAAAGUAGUAAAACAUAGCAUGGAAGAAUAAGAAUAA